Malaclemys terrapin pileata is the source of this 2584-nucleotide messenger RNA. RefSeq names its product interleukin 1 receptor like 1 (gene IL33R). Gene Ontology annotation, biological process: signal transduction. Gene Ontology annotation, molecular function: interleukin-33 binding; interleukin-33 receptor activity; interleukin-1 receptor activity. NCBI's taxonomy places the organism in Eukaryota, Metazoa, Chordata, Testudines, Emydidae. Bases 101 to 1720 code for a protein of 539 amino acids. The transcript has 12 exons. The record is from RefSeq and is a predicted model, not a curated record.
CUAAUCUCUGGCAUGUGCUGUAAUAGAGGAAUCAAUGCAGAGGACAAGACACACAGACCCAGCUGAUUCUCUCCAUUCUGAAUUGUCCAAUUGAAUCGUGAUGGACCUUUUGCAGUUGAUCCUGCUAUCUACUUUCCUCUCAGUUUCCGUGACAUCAGAAUCAUUUCAUGCAAUGGAAGACGAGGCUUUGGUUGUAAAGUGUCCCCAAGACUGUCAAAAUAGGACUGUCAAAUGGUAUCACACACAAACUAACCAGCUCAUUCCUGCAGAAGAGGGUGGACGGAUACAUUCCUCUGGGCGAUUUCUUUGGUUUCUGCCAACAUCAAAAGAGGACUCGGGAAACUACACUUGUGUUACACACUAUUCUAAUUAUACAAAACAGUCCACUGUGAGUGUGAUGGUGUAUCUACACAAACAAGGUAUUUGUUUCCCAAGUCAGAUACGUUAUCCAAAUGACACCGGAACGUUAACUUCUGGAAGAAUUGUUUGCCCUACGAUUGACAAUUAUGAGAAGGCUACUAUUGUCAAGUGGUAUAAGGACUGCAAACCUCUCCAAGGACCACGUGAAAAAUAUUCAAUGGGAGGGAAGUAUCUUUUUAUUAAACGUCCACAAAAAACUGAUGAAGGACAUUAUACUUGCCAUUUUACCUGUAUACACAGUGGAAAUAUAUAUAAUGUAUCGGCGACAAGAAUCUUUAGAGUUAAAGAAGACGUUUCUUCACCUAUGCCUUCCCAAAUUCAAUAUCCAACAGACAAUGCUGUAAUACAAGUGGAGUCUGGUUCUCCUGUGAACAUUAGCUGUGGAGCCUUUCUGGGGAUUGGGAAGCAAAAUAUAGCCGUUGUUACAUGGGAGGUUAAUGGAAUCAAAGCUGAAUAUCUUAAUACUUCAAGGUUUCAUGAAGACCAUCAAUUUUUUAUGAGAGGAGAUCGGGGAUAUUAUGGAGAGUCCAUUUUAACUAUUGAGGAAGUAAAGGAAGAGGAUCUUCUGUCGAAUUUCACAUGUACAGCACUAAAUGAAAUAGAUCAUGUAAUGGUCACGGUGACAUUACAGCUGAAAGUGCCUUGUAAGGGAGAUAAUCACAGCACCUACACAACAAUAGGGAUUCUUGUUUUGUUAAGUAUAAUAGCCCUCUUGCUCAUACUUUACCAGUUUUUCCGAAUUGAUAUUGUCCUACUGUGUCAGCGGAUAUUUAAACCCUACAAAACCCAGGAUGAUGGGAAGAUAUACGAUGCAUAUGUUAUCUAUCCCAAAAAUCGCACUAAUGAAGCUAAUUUUGUGGAAUAUUUUGUUCACCAGAUUUUGCCAGAUGUUCUAGAAAAUAAACACGGAUAUAAACUGUGUAUUUAUGGGAGAGACAUGUUGCCUGGGGAAGAUGCAGCCAAUGCAUUAGAAAUGAGAAUACAGAAGAGCAGGAGACUGAUAAUCAUUCUAACACCACAGCUAAUUCAGUGUGAGGAAUUUGGUUAUGAACAUCAGAUUGCCUUAUACAGUGCCCUCAUUCAGAACAACAUAAAGGUGAUCCUCCUUGAAAUGGAGACAAUUGGGAACUAUGCGGGCUUGCAAGAAUCCCUCAGGUACAUCAUCAAGCAGCAAGGUACCAUAAAAUGGAAAGAGAAGCACAAAGAAUGUCCACAUGCAUCCAACUCUAAAUUCUGGAAACUUGUGAGGUACCAUAUGCCACUGAUACACAAGCCUUCACAACUCAACCAUGCAGUGUAAAUAGGUAUCUUUUUCUCUUAGGUUCAUGAGAGUUUGUAAGAAUAAUUCCAGAUUCUGGUCCAGCAAGAUCUUGUAAAAUUCAGAGAAGAAUCUGUGGGUUUGCUUAACUGAAAAUCAAGCAAUGACUUCUAUCAGCUCUUGCAAGAAGAUAGGGGCCUCUUAUGUGUGUCCUUGCAUGUGAACAUGGGAAAGAGCAAGCUAUGCAGAAAAUAAGAGAGAAAUUCUUACAAGCGAUUGAAAAAGCAUGUUUGUUAUAAGGUUCUUCACAGAAGAGCCUGAAAGUCCUUUUUUUUUUCCUGCAUUGAUAAGAAGGGUUUUCUUGUGUGAAUGGGGUUUCUUGAAUGGUCAGAAUGUUGGAAAGACAGCACACUUGUUUCUAUCUCUAAAUAAUAGUUUACUUGCUUUUUUAAGUAGAGCUAGUCGAAAAUUCACCAUGGGUUUUCAGGUUUUGUUUUGUUUUGACAAAAAGUCUAAAUUUUCAGCUAUUUUGGUGAAAAUUUUUGGUGGAAUAUUUUCCCCCUGACCAACUAUAUUUGACAAUAUGUUUGACAUUAAUUUGCCUUAGCUGAAAAUGUACAAAUUCAGCCUGGUUGUAGUUCAGAUUUCCUCUGAGUUUGUGCCUGUUUGAUUGGAUCCCUGGCAAAUUUACCCUCCCCUUUACUUUAAUAUCUAUUUCCAAAUAGAGAAUCCUGCCUCACAUACAUGACAGAUAUCUAUCCCAAAGUAUGUGUUUCAUUAGAGUAUUCAGAAAGAUGUGUUGGAGUAAAAUAGAAACAUUCAUCUCUGAGAACUGAUCAGUUUUUCAGUUUGUAAUGAAGAGGAGUCAGAGCACCAUCUAGUGGGUGAGUGGAAUUGUUAGAUUGC